AAGGAGGCGGGAAAUGGCGUCCAGAGGAGCGGCGCAGAAGCGGACGGACGGGCACUGAGCACCAGGGAACCAGAGACGGCUACAAACAGCAGCGGCUGCCCUUGCCGCGGCCACCAGCAGCCAGGCAAACAGAGCCACCCCCGGCGACGAGAUAUUGCGGAACUCGGCGAUCUUACAUGUGACGGUUAGGACCAUGAGGCUGAGAAUGCGCAAGGCUUCUCAGCAGCCGCGCCCCGCCCACACGCCCCGCCCGGCGCGGACCAAGCGGAAACACUCGGAGGUGGAGGAGUGCACGCCCGCGGGCGGAGGGAAGAUGCCCAAGAGCGACACGGGGCUCUUCUCCACCAUCAAGAAGUUCAUCAGAGGAAGCGCUGUCAAGGUGGAGCAGGAGAACCCAGCCAAGAAGAGCCGCAUCGAUUGCGACCUGGACAAGAAUCUGAUCUCAUCCACGCCACAGACUGGGGACCUGCCCAAUAAGGCCGUGCCCAGGGUUCGCAGGAGAGGCCCUGUCAAUGGUGACGCAACGAAUCACGACAGGAGCAAAGCCGCCAAGCCCAAUGGGAAGCUGGAGGAGUCGAGCGAGGUUGUGAGCAGCCCGCCCCGCACCACCCUGCUGGGGACCAUCUUCUCCCCCGUCUUCAACUUCUUCUCACCAGCAAACAAAAAUGGCACGUCGGGCUCGGACUCUCCGGGGCAGGCGGUGGAGGCGGAGGAGAUCGUCAAGCAGCUUGACAUGGAGCAGGUGGAGGAGACUCCCACCAGCACAGCCACCUCCACAGAGGGAAUGGGCGUGCCCCCGUACCCCCCUCCCGCGCCCCUGCGACCUCUGCCCCCUCAGGAUGGGACAACCGAGGAGGGGGAGAUCGUGACGGACCCCGACCUGCCCCCACUCACAGCUCCUGGAGCCCCUCCAGACAGAGGCUACUCUGAGGCUCCGCCCACAGCCCCUGCCGAGGGCUCCUAUGAGGAGGACUGGGAGGUCUUUGACCCGUACUUCUUCAUUAAACACGUGCCACCGCUGACGGAGGAGCAGCUGACCCGCAAGCCAGCGCUCCCGCUCAAAACCCGCAGCACGCCCGAGUUCUCACUCGUCCUGGACCUGGAUGAAACGUUGGUACAUUGUAGCUUGAAUGAGCUGGAAGAUGCAGCACUUACCUUCCCUGUCCUCUUUCAAGAUGUCAUAUACCAGGUGUAUGUGCGAUUGAGGCCAUUCUUCAGAGAGUUCCUGGAACGCAUGUCUCAAAUUUACGAGAUCAUUCUCUUCACUGCCUCCAAGAAGGUUUAUGCAGACAAGCUGCUCAACAUCCUGGAUCCCAAGAAACAGUUGGUUAGGCACAGGUUAUUCCGGGAGCACUGCGUCUGUGUGCAGGGAAAUUACAUCAAGGACCUGAACAUCCUUGGACGGGAUUUGUCCAAGACCAUUAUUAUUGACAAUUCACCACAAGCCUUUGCUUAUCAGCUUUCCAAUGGGAUACCCAUUGAGAGUUGGUUCAUGGAUAAGAAUGACAACGAGCUGCUGAAGCUGGUUCCGUUCCUGGAGAAGCUGGUUGAACUGAACGAGGAUGUGCGGCCACAUGUCAGAGAGCGCUUUCGUCUGCACGACCUGCUGCCUCCGGACUGAGCAGCGCCCCCUGGCGGACAGCACGGACUAACCCAGAGAGUGAAAGGAAGGAAAGAAGGACUAAGCGAACGCAAACAGACCUGUAAAAAGCAAACUUUGGAAUACAACUAAAACAUUGCCAUUACUGUUGAAAUUACUUUUUUUUUUUAAAACCCCACAUUACAUGUAAAACGAUUAUUACAAAAAAGAAACGACGAAACGGCAAAAACUGAGUUUUUUGAAGCGACAUCUCUGAUUAUAGAAUUUAUAAAAUACAAAUCUAUCUCUCUCUAUAUAUAUAUAUAUAUAAAAUAUAUAUAUAAAUAUACUCACAUAACUAUAGGCAAGACCAGGAAGGAUCCUCCAUUGGACUGGCUUUUUAUUUCUGGAGCGGUUUUUCUCUUUGCUCGGCAGCGAUGACACCCCAGCGCCGUUACGUCAGUAGCCGAGGUCUCGGCUGGCGUGAAAAGCGUAGCUCCACCCAUGAAGACCGCAUGCGCUCCGUAUGGUGCUCCAGCCAGACUGUUGACACAAGUCGACGACAGACACUCAUUUCAACAGGAAUGGCCAGUAAAAACAAAAUUGUGUAUAUAAACAUAUUUUUCCCCU
Messenger RNA from Megalops cyprinoides (Indo-Pacific tarpon), 2209 nucleotides. RefSeq names its product CTD small phosphatase-like protein 2-A. Gene Ontology annotation, molecular function: phosphoprotein phosphatase activity. The transcript has 13 exons. NCBI's taxonomy places the organism in Eukaryota, Metazoa, Chordata, Actinopteri, Elopiformes, Megalopidae. Bases 194 to 1621 code for a protein of 475 amino acids. The record is from RefSeq and is a predicted model, not a curated record.